Molecule: messenger RNA, 1840 nt
Organism: Cryptomeria japonica (Japanese cedar)
Lineage: Eukaryota; Viridiplantae; Streptophyta; Pinopsida; Cupressales; Cupressaceae
Product: sugar transport protein 7
Exons: 5
Coding region: 122-1708 (528 amino acids)
Biological process (GO): monosaccharide transmembrane transport
Cellular component (GO): membrane
Molecular function (GO): monosaccharide transmembrane transporter activity
Source: RefSeq, a predicted model, not a curated record
AAAAUUCCAAAUACAGUCCACCCCACUUCAGAAGCAUUACAGUACUUUUUUUGACAGGGGGUAAAAAUCUGUGAAAUUGUCUUCCAUACAUUCAAAAAGCUGCAGCAAUUCUAGUGUAACAAUGGCUGGAGGGUCUUUGCAUGUUGUGGGUGUUUCCCAAGAAAGAGCAGGGAGAUACCAAGGUCGAGCAACUAUCUAUGUGGUGGUGGCAUCCAUUAUCGCUGCUGUUGGGGGCUCCAUAUUUGGCUAUGACAUUGGUAUAUCCGGUGGAGUGACAUCCAUGGAUCCUUUUCUGAAGAAGUUCUUCCCUACUGUGUACCACAGAAAGCACUCUGAGGCAAAAGAUAGCGAUUACUGCAAAUAUAACAAUCAAGCUGUCGCUAUGUUCACAUCAUCACUCUAUAUAGCAGGGCUGUUUGCUUCACUGGCUGCCUCUUAUGUGACCAGGUUGCAUGGACGAAAGAUUAGUAUUAUCUGUGGGGGGAUCAGUUUUAUGUCAGGUGCAGUUCUCAAUGCAAGUGCCGUAAAUUUGGUCAUGCUCUUUAUCGGACGCAUAUUGCUUGGUGUGGGAAUCGGGUUUGGAAAUCAGGCCGUCCCACUUUAUCUCUCAGAGCUGGCUCCUGCAAAGCUCAGAGGUGGGCUGAACAUGCUGUUCCAAUUAGCAACAACAUCAGGGAUUUUUACAGCAAACAUGGUGAACUAUGGGACACAGAAAAUAGAACCCUGGGGAUGGCGUCUUUCUCUGGGCAUAGCUGCUGCUCCUGCAUUUUUGAUGACUGUUGGAGGACUGUAUAUUCCAGAGACCCCCAACAGUUUGAUAGAACAGGGGCGUCUGGAUAAAGGUCGGGCUGUUUUGGAAAGAAUUAGGGGUACCAAGGAUGUGGACGCUGAAUUUGACGAUAUGAUGGAAGCAAGUGAAUUGGCUAAAUCCAUCAAGCAUCCUUUUAGGAACAUUUUAAUACGGAGAAAUCGUCCACAGCUUGUGAUGGCAAUCUGCAUGCCAACUUUUCAGAUAAUGACUGGAAUAAACUCGAUAUUGUUUUAUGCUCCUGUUCUUUUCCAGAGUUUGGGCUUUGGUGCAAAUGCCUCCUUGUAUUCUUCUGUUAUGACUGGAGCUGUGCUCGUGGGUUCGACCAUUGUAUCCAUUGUCCUUGUAGAUAGAUUGGGGCGUAGAGUCCUGCUAAUUAGUGGUGGAAUUCAGAUGGUAAUAUGUCAGGUUACUGUCAGCAUAAUCUUGGGCUUGAAGUUUGGAGGAGAUAAGGAGCUUUCCAAGGGCUUCUCAGUGUUUUUGGUAAUAAUGAUCUGUUUAUUUGUGGCUGCAUUUGGGUGGUCAUGGGGUCCUCUUGGAUGGACUGUGCCAAGUGAAAUUUUUCCUUUAGAGACUCGGUCUGCUGGACAGGCGAUAACUGUUACUGUAAACCUAUUUUUUACAUUUGUAAUUGCACAGUCCUUCCUCUCCCUUCUUUGUACAUUCAAAUUUGGGAUUUUCCUAUUCUUCGCAGGUUGGAUCUUUAUUAUGACUGUCUUUGUAUACUUCCUCUUGCCAGAAACCAAGGGUGUUCCCAUUGAAGAGAUGAUUCUUCUAUGGAGAAAACACUGGUUCUGGAAGAAAAUAGUGCCACCCCUUAACAGUGUUGAAGGAAAUGGGAAACUUCAAGAUACAGAGUCUGCAUUUGCAGAAGCUACAAAAAAUGGGCUCCAACACUAACUUAUUUAUGGGAGAUUUCUUAACUUCUUUACCAUAAGUGUAACCAUGUAAGUGCACAUCUGCAUUGCCCUUAAGAUCUUGUAACUCAGUUUGGAGAUUUUAAUAUGAUUGCCCUUAAGAUCUUGUAAUUCA